AUGACGAGUAGCUGGAGAAGAACGUUGGGCAACAUGAGGUCCUUCGUGAGCAAUUCGAUGGGUGGUCUCAGGGGCGGAAGUAACCUUGCUUCGUGGGUGGUCGCCGGAACCCUAGCCUACUUCCUCUGGAUCAAACCCUCACAAGACCUGAAGCGCCAACAACAGGAAAAAGCCGCUCUUGCUGCCCUCGAAACCAAUCCAGAUCGAUACGUUGAGACUCGAAAACCCAUUCCCGAUCCUCAGGUAACGGGUUUGAUAUACGGAAACAAAAACAAGGACAGAGCAAGCAAAGAAGAUGAUUAG
Sphenostylis stenocarpa is the source of this 303-nucleotide messenger RNA. The record is from the annotation of a GenBank genome assembly. NCBI's taxonomy places the organism in Eukaryota, Viridiplantae, Streptophyta, Magnoliopsida, Fabales, Fabaceae.